GGAUUAAACACUAGCAAUUUCUGUUGCCUGCCAGUGGGAGUUUUAAACACUGGCCAUGACCUAUAGAGGAGACGUCUAUUUCAUGCCCGUACUGUAUCUGUUUUCAUGAUUACACGGGUUGGCAUGCUAUGAGUUUAAUUAACGGGUUGACAUGAGACGUUUUGUUAUUGAACUGAAUCUGAUCUUACAUUGACGGUUUGUCAUUGAAUGCUUUGCAAGUGAACUGAAUCUGAUUUUGUCAUUGAGUGAUUUGUUAUGCUAAACUGGUUUAUCUGGCAUGCUUAAAAGUUUUACCCAAGGGCUAUCCAUAUUUACUUACUGAGUUUAUCUAAUAGUUUUUCCUUGUCCACCAUUUCAGGAAGUGAAACCGAGGACGGGGAAACCACGGGAAGUGACGAGUUAGAAGGCUAGCCAUUUCGAGAUUGAUAUAGAUUUUAGAAAUAAAUCAUGUUUUGUAAGAUAGAUUUUACCUUGUGAUUUUAAGUUUAAGUCAUGUUGGACAUAGAAUUAUUGAAAUAUCUGAUUUUAAGUUAUUGGAUUGUUAGAUGUGAAUUGGAUAAGUUCCGAGCCUUAUGCAUUUGUGGGAUCUUCUCACGAGUGCACGGCGUCUGUCGCGCCUUGAAUUCGGUCGAUCAGUCCGAGCUAGCAAUUCAUCUCUGCCUCUUGGGCAAAGUCAACCCCCCAACAACCUUCCACCUCUGAUCCCACCUCAACUCCCACCUCAGCCUCCUCCUCAGGUCCCAGCUAGGUUCUCUCUUGUUGAUCAUGCAAAAGGAGGAGAUGAAAAUCAACCACACAAUUCGGCUCACAACUUAGCCUCUACUGCUAACCAAGACGUAGUUGCAGCUCAGCUCGCUGCCAUGCAACAACAGUUUGGUGUCUUUCGGCUAGUGCUGGCUCAACUAUUAGCCCGGAACAAUCCUGAUAGCUUAAAAAAGCUAGUGGCUGAACAGCGAGGUGCCCCACCUCCACACCAUGUUGCUGACUCCAUACCUCACCCUCUGAACACCAACAUUACAUUGGAACCCUACCACGCUGGCUUCAAGAUACCACAACUUGAAACUUAUGACGGGAUGAAGGACCCCAAUGAUCAUCUACAUGCUUUCUAUUCUUAUAUGCAAGCCCAAAACGCCUUUAAUGCGUUGAUGUGCAAAAUCUUUCCCUCUACUCUCCGAGGCAAUGCUCGAACUUGGUACUACAGUCUACCUCCGAGGUCAAUCAGCUCUUAUACAGAAAUGGCAUCUGCUUUUGCCACAAAGUUUUCCAAUCGAAGGUUGAUUAGGAAAACCACCUCUGAGCUGAUGCGAGUUAGGCAACGGGACAGAGAGUCUUUGAAGAAUUUUAUGAGCAGAUUCAAUGAUGCAGUACUGGAGGUUAGCUCUUUCGACCAGGCUGUGGGAAUUACAGUUGUGAUCUCAAGACUUAGCCAUGAGAGAUUCAGAGAUAGUUUGCUCAAACAUCCUGCCACCACCUUCAGCGAGGUACAUGAUAAAUCAUUGAAAUUCAUAACUGUUGAAGAAUAUGCCUUGUUGCAGAAACCAACCCUUUCUAAGAACCAACACCCCGAAUGGAGAAAUGACAAUCCGAGCAGGAAAAGGAUGAGGAUGGUUCAGAAUCGAGGUCCGAUGCCGACCUCUACACCGAGAUUCGGAGCGCCGAACUUUACUCCCCCCCGAAGUUCGUCCGAGAACAAAGGCCAUAGCCUCAAGGAGUCCGCAAUCCCCCAAAUAGGCAAGGCAUGGGAUAUCAAGGUCAAGCAUCAAAACCGGGCUCAGAAACGGAAGUUUAAUGACGCUAACUGGAAAAGUCAACCCGUUACUUUCACAUCUGCUGAUUUCGACACAGUUGUUACACCCCACAAUGAUCCUUUGGUCACAUCUGUCAUGAUUAACAACUGUGAAGUACAACGUGUCCUCGUUGAUAUUGGGAGUGCACCAGAUAUCAUGUACUUCCACUGUUUCGAGGGUCUUGGACUGGAUCCAGCAUUGUUGCAGAAAUAUGAUGGUCCCAUCUAUGGUUUCAAUAACCAGCCAGCUCCAGUUGAAGUCAAGAUGGCGUCCUCCUUCAACGUUGUUAUUGGCCGACCCACGCUGAUUGAAAUCCGAGCUGUGGUUUCCCAAUCUCACCUUUGCAUGAAGUUCCCCACUCCUAUAGGCAUAGUAACACUACGAGAUAACCGACCGAAAGAUGAAACCAAAGCUGCUCCAGUUGAGGAUGUUGAAGAAGUGCACAUUGAUGACAGAGAUCCGAGCCAAAAAAUGCAAAUUGGAACUAAGUUGAACCCGGGGGAAAAAGCAGAGCUAAUAGCUUUCCUUCGGGCCAACAAAGAUGUUUUUGCAUGGAUUUCAGCAGAUAUGCCGAGAAUUCCCACUUUGGUUUCUCAACAUAAACUUAGCACUAAUCCACUCAAGAAACCAGUAGCCCAAAAGUGGCGCCUCUUUGGAGGGGAGAGGUUACAGGUCAUUAAAGAAGAAGUUGAGAAACUUCUACAAGCUGGCUUUGUCAGGAGGGUCGAUUAUUGUGAAUGGGUCACCAAUCCUGUGCUGGUGAAAAAGCAAACGAUAAAUGGCGGAUCUUCUGGAAACGAGAGAUUAAGUCUCUUGGAUGCAUACUCUGGCUACCACCAAGUUCCAAUGGUUCUUGAGGAUGCAGAUAAAACCUCGUUCUAUGCUGACGAUAAAAUCUAUUGUUAUGUAAUGAUGCCCUUCAGCUUGAAGAACGCAGUGGUAAAAAGUUUGAAAGUUGGAGAUCACUUAACUGACCCCAAGGAAACGUUCAACAACCUCAGAAAGAACAGGAUGAGGUUAAACCCAACAAAGUGUAUUUUCGAGGUAAAGUCGAGAAAAUUUCUAUGCUUCAUGGUGUCCAGAAGGGGGAUUGAGGUCAACCCUGAGAAGAUCAAAGUAGUAGCUGAGAUGGAACCACCAAAUUCAGUGAAAGAUGUGCAAAGGUUGACGGGGAGAGUAGCAGCUCUUCAUAGAUUCAUUUCGAAAUCAAUAGAUAAAUGCUUGCCGUUCUUCAAGAUCAUGAGAUUGGCAGCUCAGAAGGAUGAAUCUGGCAAGCAAAAGAAGUUUGCAUGGAAUUCAGAAUGUCAAGCUGCAUUUGACGAGCUGAAGUCUUAUCUUAGCUCACCUCCCUUGCUGACAAAGGCUAAUGAUGGAGAAAUCCUUUACUUGUACCUCGGGAUAUCAGAUGAGGCCAUCAGUUCUGUGUUAGUAAAGGAAGAGGGAAAGCAACAGAAACUAGUUUAUUACAUCAGUAGCGUGUUACGUGGAGCUGAAAGAUCUGCAAUCCAAGCUCAAGCACUGGCAGAUUUUAUUGUAGAGUGCACUCCGGGUCAUUCAACCCCCAAUCCAGAACCAAACAACUGGACCUUAUAUCUUGAUGGGGCAUCUAGUAGCAAGGGUUCAAGAGUUGGUGCUCUCUUGAUUGGCCCAGAUGGAUACCGAGGUGAACAUGCCUUGAAAUUUAACUUCGUUGCAACAAACAACAUGGCUGAGUAUGAAGCUUUGCUGCUUGGUCUACAACUAGCAUUGGAGUUGAAAAUCAACUCAAUCCAAGUAUACAGUGACUCCCAGCUGGUGGUGAAUCAAACCAACUCGAUCUGUGAAGUCAUUGAUCCUGUGAUGGUGAAAUAUGUAGCCCUGGUGGCUGAGCUGAAAUGCAAAUUCCAGAAAUUCUAUCUAAAUGGGAUAGUACCUGCGGACAAGCAGGAGGCAAUGAAGUUGAGAAAGAAAGCAUCUCGGUAUGCACUCAUUAUUGGGGUCCUCUAUAAGAGAUCUCUUUCACUCCCUCUUCUAUGGUGUUUGAAUCCUUAUGAAGCUGAAUAUGCACUUCGGGAGGUACGUGAAGGUGUUUGCGGGAGCCACGUUGGUGCUAGAACUCUGGCUCACAAAGUCUUAAGGCAGGGAUAUUAUUGGCCAAACAUGUAUAAGGAUGCCACUCACUUUGUUCAGAGAUGCCCGAAGUGCCAAUUCUUUGCACAUCUGACUCACCAACCAGCAAAGGAUCUCACAAACUUGGUAGCACCAUGGCCAUUCGCUCAGUGGGGGCUGGAUCUUCUAGGCCCAUUCGUGAAAGGGGUUGGUGGUGUAACCCAUCUGAUCAUUGGCGUGGAUUAUUUCACAAAAUGGGUUGAAGCUCGGCCAUUAUCCAGUCUUACAUCCAAGAAGUUCACCUCGGUUUACCAUCCGGAGUCCAAUGGUAUGGUAGAGUCUGUUAAUAAAUGCAUUCUAGAAGGAAUAAAACCGAGGUUGGAGCAGCACAAGGCCAAGUGGGCAGACGAGCUCAACAACAUCUUUUGGGCAUACAGAACAACGAGCCGAACUGCUACAGGUGAAACACCCUACCACCUGGCCUUUGUCAAGGAAGAAGCACGGCUUCGGACUCUUGUAUACAAGCAGAAACUAGCCAACUUCUACAAUAAACGAGUCCACCCUCAAACAUUCAAAGUAGGAGACCUUGUUCUCAGAAAAGAUGGCCUAACAGGGUUUGAAACUCGUUUUGGCAAACUCGCCCCAAAUUGGGAAGGCCCUUAUACCGUGGCCGAGGUGCCACAUCCUGGUGCCUAUGUCCUCCAAGACGCUGAAGGAAAGAGAGUUCCUAGAGUCUGGAAUGUCAAUAACUUGAAGAAAUUUUACCCCUAAUAAAAGUCUUUCAAGAGAUCUAUGUCUUACAGUUCUUACUUCAUGAUUGUUGAGAUUCAUUUUACCUCUUAUUCUAUGUAUCCGAGGUCAAUUAGUCCAUUCAUUCCUUGAACCUCACUUCUGAUUAAUAAAUGUCACUUCACAUA
This is a messenger RNA of Rubroshorea leprosula, 4792 nucleotides long. Lineage: Eukaryota; Viridiplantae; Streptophyta; Magnoliopsida; Malvales; Dipterocarpaceae. The record is from the annotation of a GenBank genome assembly.